Molecule: messenger RNA, 1256 nt
Organism: Thrips palmi
Lineage: Eukaryota; Metazoa; Arthropoda; Insecta; Thysanoptera; Thripidae
Product: aldose 1-epimerase-like
Exons: 10
Coding region: 41-832 (263 amino acids)
Biological process (GO): glucose metabolic process; beta-D-galactose catabolic process via UDP-galactose, Leloir pathway
Molecular function (GO): aldose 1-epimerase activity; carbohydrate binding
Source: RefSeq, a predicted model, not a curated record
UUUCACACGAGUUCGGCUUGGGCGCAGAAAAAGACCGAACAUGUGGCUGCACGCUGUAAUUUUCGUUUCCGUCCUCAAUGUGGUCAAACCGCUGGACUGCUGCGGACCGGCUCUCAAGGGAACUGUACCAGACGCCACUGGACCAGCAACGCCUGGAGUGCAAGUCUCAAGCGAGCGCUUUGGAAAUGUGUCCGGACAGACAGUGUUCCGUUAUACGAUAAAAAAUAAGGACAUGUCAUUUCAGGUCAUGAACUACGGGGCGUACUUGACGUCCAUCACGGUCCCUGACAAGCAGGGCCGCUCGAAGGACGUGCUGCUGGGCCACGACACGCUCAAAGAGUACGUCGACAAGAAACGGCGAUUCGGUGCGAUCAUAGGUCGGGUGGCCAACCGCAUCGCCAACUCUUCAUUCACCUUGGACGGGCAAGUGUACAAGCUGAACCCCUCUGGAUCGCGCUCACACUACACCAUCAAAGGCGGCAUCAAGGGAUGGGACCAGGCCGUGUGGAAAGCCUCCACGCGCGCAGACGGCGUCACAUUCAGUCUGCUUUCGCCGGACGGCGAUGAGCAUUUUCCCGGUGCAGUGCAGGCGCAGGUCACCUACCGCCUCACGGAGGACAGCAGCCUCCAAGUGGCCAUGCGCGCCGAGACGACCAAGGCUACGCCCAUCAAUGUCUUUAGUCAUUGGUACAUGAAUCUCGCAGGACACGAUGCUGGUGCAGAGGGAGUGUACGCCACGCGUCUGAAGCUCAACGCUGAUCUUUACCAGCCUCUGGAUAUAUACGACAAUCAUGUUGUGCCCCGUACGACUUCUGCACACCUCGUCUUUUAAAAGAUGUGUUGGCGAAGGUGGACUACGACACUGAUCUUCUCGUCUCAAAAUGCCACACCACACCGAAUCAGAUGGUUCGCGUAGCUGAGGCCGAGCAUCCCAGUUCAGGCCGCACCCUAGAAUUGUACUCCGAUCAACCAGGGAUACAUCUCUUCACCUCCAACAACUUACCAGACUCUUCCGGCACGAAGGCAGCUGUCGUCGGCAAAGGAGGAGUGCACUAUGAGAAGCACGGCGCGUUCUGCGUGUACAGUCAAAACUACUACGACUCACUACACUAUGUGAAGAGUGUUCCAGACUCGGUGCUUCGUCCUGGAGCAGUGUACAAACACAAUAUACUAUUCAAAUUUGGUGUCAAACAAUAAAACAUUCGCAGUUUGAAAACGUGAAUGACUCUGAAGAAAAUUAAGUUUUUCCAACUGUA